UAUGCGGUUGCUGUGCUCAGAGUUUAUAUAGAACUCUGAAUUUAUUUUGUGCUGUAUAUUAUUGAUUUCAUAGGAAGAAAAUGUCACUACUACAAUCUUCGUUUUACGGGCGUUUCAGUAUUGGGUCGUGUGAGUUAGUCUUUUCUGAGGAGUAGUAAAUGGUAGAAGCAUUCUUUUUGCAUACGAAAAAACCACGCGUUUUGGAAAUGUUUAGCGAUGACUGCAGUAACUCUCAAUCCUGCGUUUGGCGUAAACUUCAAUGCAUCAUCAUUAUCGAGACAGACUCAAGGGUCGAUAAAGCAGAGACGAAUAUUUAGCCGAAAUACAAAGCGUUCACGAACACAAAACCAACUCAAUGAAAGCCGUGUCGAUCGCAACGAAUUGUUCGAUCGACUUGAUUCUUAUUGUGAGCAAUUGAAUGUAUUGAUAAUGACAGAGCUAGCGGAACGCGAGAGAAUCAACAAAGAGCUUCGCGAGAAGGCUCACGAGCAGUUGGAAGUUGCUCGAGAUCUCUUGGAUAAGUUCUCAGGCAAUGAAGAUCACAAAAAACUUCUGAAAACACAGUAUUCUAAGUUUGAAGGGCUGAUCAGCGAUCGGAACAAGAGAUUGAAGUCAGACACGCUUCGAAAGUUUAUUGAAAGUAUUCAGAUUUUAGUCAACAAAGUUAAAAUAAAAUCAGAGCCAGUGGAACGAUCGGACAGUAGCGUAGAUUCUUCCACGGAUUGCAGUUCUUCACAGUCCACCACUGUUGAAUCUAAGGCAUCAGAUACUGUCAAACCAAUUUCAUCGGAGACUGAUGUGCAAAAAAUUACUCCAUCCCUCGAAGUAUGUUCUAUUUCAUCCCCAACAAAGGCUAUCGAAUCACCGACAAAAUCUGUGAUAACUACAGAGGAAGUUGAUGGAAAGCAGAAGCGAUCGAUUCUGCUACGAGAAGUAAUUUCUGAGGAAGCCAAAUUGAAGCAAAAGCCACAGAUACCAUGGCGAACACCGACUCGAUUGGAACCUCUGAGCGCAGUAAAAAACGAAACAAAGACUGUGACAAAGUCGGUUUCAUCGACGAAAAAAUCGACACAUGAACCGGAAAGAUUCGCGCUAAGAUAUAAAACAAAGAAGCGGCCGACUUGCGAUAUAAAGCCUAGCGGGAAUGAGCAAUUUAAGAAACCAUUUCCAAUUCCUCCUUCAACAUCAGAGGAUCAUCAGCGACCACUGUUCCAACGACGUCAUCAAUUACCUCCAGCAAAACCAUUGUAUGACAACAAUAGAGAUCCGCGUACUCAUCACGCACAUUAUAACCGAUAUAUGUACACCGGGCAGAAUCGAUUACCAUACGAGGGUCAUCAUCAUCAUCAGCAGGUUCCAAGGCAUCAUUUUCAGGUUCCUCCUAACAGACCAGCCGCAGCUGCUUAUCAGUUUGCGGUUCCCGCUCCAGUUCCACCGACAAGACCGAAUGUUUCACCGACAAGGCCGAAUAAUCCGCCGGCUGUUAGAGCGAGAUUUGUGUCACCGGCUGCACCCCUUGCCAACACAAAACCGGCCGCUCGUAAAGCGGCUGCAAAACCCGUCAUUCGGCCUGAGAAAACAAUCAAUCCAGUAUUUUCUAAGGAUGAUCUCAUACCUCUAGGGAGCAAAGAAAAUGUGAAGAAGAUUUCAUGUUCCGUGAAAACUACCACAAAUGUUGAGAAAAGUGCGGAUACAGCAGAGAAAAGUUCACAAAACAUCAACUCUACACCCGACGCUGAGAAAACAGACAAACAAAAGUCUAAGCCUGUGGUCCAGAAGGUUACUGAACCCGUUGUUGAGAAUAAGAAAAAAGAAGUGUCAGAAAAGAACGAACAAAGUAAAACUCCAGUCGAUCAAACGAAGACAGAUGAACGGAAUGCCGAUGGUUCUCCACUCGACAAGAAUUUGUUGAGUUUACUAAAGGGAAUAGCCGACGAGAGUAAGGUCAAACAAAUUUUAGACGUAAUGAGCAAGCAUUCCGAUGACGAAUCGGAAAAACAGCAAACGUCUGAGAACAAAUGUGUCCAGGAGAAGAAAGCUAAGAAGUUUAAACGCAUUCGUACCAAAACGGAUGAGUCUUCGUCUGAAGACGAUGCGUCCAAGAAAGAUAACGCCAAGAAAGGAAAGGCUAAAACCACGAAGCAUUCAUCUAGCGGAAGCCGCGAGGUGAUCGGAUUAUUGAACUUUGAAUGGAUAGGAAAGGGCGGCGAAAUAUCGCACACAAGACGAAGAGGCACAAGUGGUACUCAGACCCAUUCCAAACCAGCCACGAAGCAAGCUCGUUUGCAAGAUUCGAGUUCGGAUUCAGAUGAGGAAAUAAUGUAUAGUUCUCCUGAAAAACUUCCAAAGACUGCAGUAGAAGAAGAUUCAUUGCUAACGAUAGCAAAGUCUCCACCGACCAAAGGAAAACAGAAACAGAAGGAAGCUACAUUCGUUUACAAUGACAAAAAGACGGUGCAUUUCAACAGCAACUAUGCUAGUAACUGUGCUCUCUGCUCAUUCAACGGCUCGGCGAUUGUCAACCACUAUGUGUAUGAUCACAAGCAGUAUGAAGUCUUUGUCAGUCGCGUUUCACCCAAAAUGGCAGAAAUCAUUCGAGCCGAUCCCUUCCUCACCAAUGGAACUCUUGCGAACGAGGAAAGUGGCAAUGAGAGCAUUAAUUUCAAAUGCUUUUUCUGUCUGGCUUCUAAAGAAUUGACGCGUUCCGAGUGGUGCAAACAUUUAGCUUCCCACACAGGUGAAUAUCGCUAUCGAUGUACGAGCUGCCCGGUUAUGUCUCAAGCAGAGGAACUGGAUAGCUCCUUUUUCCACGAGAAGUCCUGCCUGAAACCGUCGCUUGCCGUGUAUAACAACAUCGAAUUCGAAGACAAUCAUUUGUACGGUUUCAUUUGUAAUGCAUGUAAUUACAUUCAAGUUCGGCGGGUUAAUAUGGAGCGGCACUUGAAAAGGGAACAUCCAUCUGCGGAUGUCGGCUGCAUUCGAUUCAGCAUAGUCAAUUAUAAGAUUGACACAAAACCAAUAAUCGACGAGGAUCAAGAGAUGAAAGAUUCAAGCGCUUCGCAUGUUCCUACGGUUAGUAUUCCACUACUCCCAAAGGCAGAGCCACUCGAACCGUGCGACAUCGUCAAUCAGCCGUUCACGGAAGAUGAAGAAAUGCAGGAAUCUGAAGCUGAACAACAACAGUCAUCUGUUUCGCGACGGAGAGAUUAUAGACUCGAUUCGAUCCAUAUUGGCCCUGCUGGUGUGUGCAGCCAACUCAGUCACAAACCGUUUUCGAUCAAAUUUGAACAAGAACUGCAAGGCGAUCAAAUUAGCUCGAGCUCCGGUUUCUAUGAAUCGCCAAUGUCACCUGUCCCGACGGAAGACGAUGCAGCCGAGGCACAGUCUAUCAUACCAGUGAUGCAGAUACAAUCGAUUCAAGGCGGAUUUGAUGCGGAGAGGUGCUUUGUCAAGCGAGAAGACAAAGAGAUGGAGUAUGAUUCGGAUGCCAGUGAUAAAACAACUGACUUCGACAUGUUCGACACCGAUGAGGCACCGGAGAGUUUGUGUGAUGGAGAACAGAAAACCGAUGGAAAUUCGAACGACAAUGGAGCUAAAGAUGGGGCGACAAACGGUGGAAACUCAAGAGCGUCGACUAGCGGAACUAAUAGUGGCACGCUACCUUCUGUAGGCGGAGCUGUCAAUUCUGGCACAGGAGGAGGAGGAUCAGGGUCCGGUGGAGAUGAUGACGACAAUCGCAAGAAAGAGAAAUUCCCACUCCCAUUGAAUAUCAAACAGGAGAAGGAAGAGAAAAAUAAAAAGGAAAAGGAAGAAAAAAUGGAAAAGGAAACGGAAGAAAAAAAGGGAGAGGAAAAGGAUAAAAUUGAAGUGAAAACCGUAGUAAUAAAAAGUGAGAAAAAAGAUGACGGUUACCGGGAUCAUCGAUCACAACAAGAAGUAGAUGGAGAGGGAUUAGACUUCGUCGAGCUCGUCUUGGACAGCACACGCAUCGAACAUGUCGCUUUUGUGGAGCAAAAAUCGGAAAUAUUAUACCUCUGUCUCAUGCCUGGAUGCAGGCUUGUUACGAAAAAAAUUGAUGAUUUUAAAAAUCAUGUUUCGAAAAAGCACGAAAGUGUGACAUGGGAUGGGUAUUGUCAUCCAUGUCAGUCACAAAUUAUGAUAAUGGAGAACUGCUUGAUAGCGAACGAAUUGCAACAUUUGUUAGACGUUCAUGCUAGGAGAAAAACGCCCACACUUGAAAUAUCUGCAAUUUCCACUGCACCAAGUACUCUUCGUAUACGCAAAAUGCCGGGAGAUACACUGUCUGCAGUAGACUCUAAUGUUCCUCCGCCAUUGGCACCACUACUACCACCUUCUACGUCCAUAACUCCAGUAUCGUCCUCAUUUUGUUUCGGACAGAGUCCGCUAAUAAUUCAAUCGGCAGCAACGAUAUCUCCUGUGCCAAUGGGUAACAACAGUCCUAUGAUGACUCCAACACACACAAUUCCUGCUCAAAUAAGACCAAUAAUAGCGAAUCCACCACCCGCGGCAACGAUGAUUCCCAAUGUACCGCCUCCUCUUGCAUCUGUUCAAUCAAGCAGUGGUGGUGGUAAUAACGUGUCCAUGGCUGGCCUGAUAUUGAAUUCGGCGCGUUUGAAGCCCUGGACCAAUAUGAUAACUACGAAGAAUCAAGAGCACUGCCUCAGUAUGCUCGAGGAGACUAGUUUGCUGUGUUUGUACAAGUGCAUGGCUCGCACGUGCGCUUUCACUACCAACAACCGAUUCUUCAUGGAACAACAUAUGUCGCUGCAUGAGGCUAUGUAUUCCUCACUGGCAACACAUGCUACCCGUAAAUGCUGGCUAGAGUGUGCCUACUGUGAUCUGAUAGCUCCCAACAACAUUGUCCUGCUCACUCACAUUGACUCCGAGCACGCCGCUUGCGGAUUUCAAUGCAACCUUUGCUUCUAUCGGAGUCGCGAUCCCACCAAUGUGGUUGUACAUCAGAAAACCUAUCAUCCAAACAGUGGUGUGGCAAAGAAGAUUCUGAUCAUGCCGGAGAAUUUGAAAAGUUUCGGGGACGAUGAAUGGAGAUCGAUGCAGGAAUCUCUGAGAAAGAAUGUAUUGCCGCUGCAAUGUACCAUUUGCAAGGACUCGUACUAUAUUCUGUCGGCCUACAUGACCCAUCUCGCUAGCCAUGAGCAGAAUUUCAUUUGUUGCCAGGUGUGUAAUUUGAACAUCGAGAAGAAAAGCAUGGCCCGACAUUUGCUGCUGCAUUCCAUCGGAUUGUACGAAUGUGUGUAUUGUUUGUUCGGGGCGAACACAAAAUCCACGAUGGCGCUACACGUUAGCAAUGCACAUAGCUCUAAACCCUUGUAUUGCUGUGUGCGAUAUAAUAAAAAGAGGCCUGAUGGCGUUGAAUAUCCGCCUAAUAAAGUUGAAUCGAUGGAAUUGAAGACGAUGAGCUGUACCGUCUCGCCUGAUUUGUUCAAACGAUGUAGUUAUUCGACAGAUCAGCUAAAUAAUAAGCCAGUCAGUCUCAACGUAAAUGAUUCGAUAGAAUUUCAGAAAAAGGUAUCUACCGUUACUAAAAUUCCUCCCAGUACAGUUGCUACUUUUAGUACCAAUGCACCUACUCCUGCAGCCAACAUUCAAAUUCAAAUAACGGACGAAGCAGGACGCCCUUUAAUUAUAUCAAUUCCUGUGCAAAAUAGUUCAAACAACCCAACGGUGCAAGGCCCUGCGGCUCCUAGUUGCAGUCAGCCAGCAAGUGCUCCAUCACCAGCCAUGCCACAGAUUCAAAUGCCAAUGAUCAGUACGGUUCAGGGAGGUGUUCAAAACAUUCCUCCAUCGCCACCAUCAACACCACUCCCUGUGAUAAGCAGUGUGCAAGGAAUGGUAUCUCUUCCGCCACUCACCGCGAUUCAGCGUAGCGAUGGUUUACCGAUAAUAAGCAGCGUACAAAGCGUUGCCCAUUUGCCUCCGGACCAGUCUUUGGCAGCACCACUAAAGUCACCCUCAGUUACCAUUUCUCCUGAAGGGUUGGUAAUACUACCGAACAUACCCGGUACCACCAUCACUGCUAAACCAGCGAUCGUAACAUCCACGACAACAUCCAGUUCGACUGCAUCGAUUUCCACUGCUUCUAAUCUCACUGUUCAGAUUGUGGAAAACAGUGCAUGUACGCUUGUUCCUAAACCGAAAACCGAUAUGUACACGACCACGGUAGCGGAAGCAGAUACCCAAUCUUGCACGGUAUCCGGAGAGAAUCAGGAAUAUGAAGAAGAUGUUGGAGCAAAUGACGACAAAUCUGAAUCUCCAGCUCCAUCCGAUGUAUCACAACCCGGCAGCUCGAAAGACACAACAGGAUUGAAAAAAUUUUCCAGUACCACCCAGAUUCGGAUCGAUUUUCUAUUCAAUGGUAGUAUCGAAAAGUUUGAUCGUCUGGAGAGAAAGGUGAACAUGACGAUAAAGCAUACCGGAUUUUCCGGGUUGGAUUUGAAUAUUUGUGGAGUGGAGAAAUGUAACGGCAGAUUCAGUGAUCCUGUUAAACUUAACUUGCAUCUUUUGAAGCAUCACAAUGUUGCCAACUACAAGUGCUACCAUUGCUCUGAUCGGUUCAAAACCGCACAUGAGCUGAUUACACACAUCAAAACGCACGGGUGGCAUCGGUAUCUCUGUUUUUUGUGUGAUCGGAAAAGUCAUUUCCUAAAGAUGAUGAUACUUCAUGUGCAGCACGAUCACAAUAGUACCGAUGUUAUCCUCUCCUAUUUGCAUCCGAAAAAGCGGGACAUCCACAAUGAUCUAGUAGUGAUAUGUCCGCAGGAUGUCACGGGCGUUCAGCUGCGGGAUUACGUUGAGAAUAUUUUAAAAGAAGAUGCCACUUUGAUAAAAAAUCGUUUCACUCCCGAUGAGAUUGAUCAACUGCCGGAAAAGGAUAUUUUCUCGGAAGACGUAUUUUGUGCAAGCUGUAAUUACCGGACCAAGAUAAAGAAGAAUAUGAAGCGUCACCUGGAGAAGCAUCUAGGUGAAUUGUUACUGACAGAUAACUCUGCAUCAACUGAUAGAAGCACUGUGUCCACGACGACAACUAGUGAAAUGGCUAUCCCAGAGAAGAUCGAUCCAAUCAAGCUGUACCAGUGUGGUAUAUGCAAAUUUGAGUGCCCUCCAGCAUUAGCAGACUUCAGAGCUCAUAUGUAUCUAAACCACCGAAAUGAAAAACAGUACAAGUGUUUGCAUUGUAACCAGCUUAUUAAUGAAGGUAUCUUCUGUGUGGACAGCAUCACAAAUCAUCUGAAACUGCAUGGGAAUAACCUGUACAAGUGCAGCGAAUGUGAUUACUACCGGGACGAACAAUAUUUGAUCACGGCGCAUAUCCAGCAGAACCACGAUCCUUCAGUGCCAGUGGCGGUAAUACGGGAGGCUAUUGUUGUUACAACCCAACCAGAAUGGCAAUGCGAUCUCUGCGAAACGAUUCGUCAAACCCGUGCUGAAAUGGUAGACCAUAUGACAGCUGAUCACAAGCUAACGGACAAUCAAUACAAGUGUUCGCUCUGUUCGUUUAAAUCUUCCGAAAACGAUGCUUUCAAAGCACAUUUCGCUUCCAAUCAUCCCGCUAGCGGAAUAUUAAUUAUUUCAUUAUUUCACGAGCUUCCCCCAAAGCAGCUCAUAGCGAUAGCCAACGAAUCGGCCAUGGUGACGACCGGUGGCAGCGAAACAGCACAUGAUGAUAGGAGCAAAAGGAGCAGAUAUUCGUGUGGCACUGAAUCUUGUUCCUUCUCGUCGAACGAUCUCCCGUGCACAAAAGAACAUUUUCUAGCGAGCCACCCGGAUCAAACACUGGUUGUGUUUGACGAUUCAAUCACAGAGAAGGAAAAGCGAAAGAGGUUCGAUUAUUUCGUGAGAUACGUAUGCAACUAUUGCCAGGUACAGUGCGACACAGUCGAUGAUAUCGUGGAGCAUUGGAACAAACAGCACAAGGACGAGGACGGUGCGAAACCGCUGAUGUUCAAGUUAUUCAAGCUGGUACAAUGUUUUUAUUGUGAUCAAAUUUCCUCAUACUAUAACAUCAAAUCGCACGCGUUGGUAAGCCAUCCCGCGCAAACAUUUGCCUGCGUUGAUUACCAAAACGUGUUCAAAUGUGGCGAAUGUCCGUUCGUUCUCACAGGCGAGAAAGUCGACCUACUUAAACACUUCAAGAUAUAUCACCACGCAAGUAAGAAUGAAGACCCGUGUGAUUAUAUUGACGAUGAUUUCCUCCACAGAAUGCUGGAGCAAAACAACAGUAUGUAUACAUGCAACCAUUGCGAGUUGACAUUCGACAGUCGCUUUACUUAUGAGAAUCAUAUCGAUACCUGUGCGUUCGCUGGACUGCCUAGUAGCUUCAGUUUGACGACCAAAUCGGUGAGAAUACGAUACAUUUGUAGUUGCUGCAAUGAUUUAUUCAGCAGUGAAUACAGCAUCGCAAAGCAUAUGCGAACUCAUUUGGCACAAUACAAUUGUCGUUAUUGUAAGCGCGAGUUCAAGCAGCUGACACACCUGAAUGAACAUCAAAUUUUACUUCACAACGCCUAUGAUAACGAUUUCUCGCUAAAGGAUCUGGAUCAAUAUCGAUCGUUCUUCCUGAAAAUAAAGAUGCUAUUCCCGAAUGGUCUACUACUGAGUAAGGUGGAUGCACAUCGCACUGUAUGUGGUUCCGUCGAAGACAUUCUCAACUAUGUCCGAAGUGCCAACGACGAAGAAAUGACUGAAGUAAUGUAUAACCGGGCGAUUCUGAUGCCUCUGCACUAUGAAGAUGAUGAGGGGAAAAUCGUACAAGUGCAGUGUAAAAAGUUCCUCGAGCGCCAGCCAACAAUGGUUCUGCAGCUGGAGAAUCUUUCCGAAGACAAAGUGGCACAGAUUACCGAGCAAGUAUAUCUACUGGCGAAAGUGGCGGAAACUGUGGGGAACAAUCAGCAACACAAACGGGGGCGACAGCGGAAAAUUAAGAAAAUCGUUACUUCGGAUACUGAUGAUGACGAUGACGAUGACGACGAUUGGAGACCGGAACGAAAACGUAUCAAGCGUACAAGCGCUAUGAGAGUGGUCACGAAAAAAGAAGUUAAAUCGAGUUCUGAAUUCGAUUCAGAUUCGGAUAAUGAGUUGUUGAUCCGGUUCAAAAACAACCGGGACAGUUGAAGUGACUGAGGUUUAUUGCAUUAAUUAUGCGAUAUAGUUAGUAGAAAGCAUGUAUGGUAUGUAAUGUUCGGUAUUCCCACGAUUAAAUUUGAAUUUGCUAGAUGUCUCAAUGAAAAAUUUGUUUCAU
Messenger RNA from Toxorhynchites rutilus septentrionalis, 9280 nucleotides. RefSeq lists its product as uncharacterized. Bases 217 to 9153 code for a protein of 2978 amino acids. Gene Ontology annotation, biological process: regulation of DNA-templated transcription. Gene Ontology annotation, molecular function: DNA-binding transcription factor activity, RNA polymerase II-specific; RNA polymerase II cis-regulatory region sequence-specific DNA binding. The transcript is spliced from 6 exons. The record is from RefSeq and is a predicted model, not a curated record. Lineage: Eukaryota; Metazoa; Arthropoda; Insecta; Diptera; Culicidae.